AUGGUUGCGCAAAUUGCCGUCAUCGAAGAGACCGAACCCCUACUCGCCGAUGAGUCGACAGUCUUUGCCCCCGCUCGCUCACAAAGGAAGAAGUUCACCAUCUUAAUAAUUUGUGCCAUUUUCGUGCUCGCAGCGGACAUUGGUACCUUCAUCUCUCUCGCUCCCGAAACUGCCAUUCUAGAGCAGAUUAUCUGUCGCAACCAAGGAGUAUUGCCCGUCGAAGCGGACCCGGCGCGGAUUGGGACUCUACAAGGAAUUGGGAGUGAUCCAUGCAAAUCGGAAGCCGUUCAGGCAGAGCUGGCGCUGGUCCAGGGCUACAAAGAUACAUUUGAGGUUCUUCCCAGCAUCUUGCUGUCUCUCCCCUAUGGCGUGUUGUCCGAUCAUUGGGGCCGCAAGCCGGUCUUGUACUUGGGCAUCGUGGGAAUCCUGCUGGGGGAGCUCUGGAUCCGUUUGGUGGCAAUCUUUUCCAAUGUAGUUCCGCUGCGAUUGAUCUGGAUGAGUGGACUAUUCAGAAUUAUCGGUGGCGGCGACCAGACGCUCGUGACCAUCGCGCUGGUCAUGGUGGCGGACAUUUUUUCAGAAGAAGAAAGGCAUAGUACCGAGCAAAUUGCAAAUGCCCUCGCACAGCGCUCUAACCAGUUCAUAGGGACCCCCAUUAGCGCCUGGCUUAUGCAGUAUGAUUACUGGAUUCCGUAUACUCUCGGGUAUUUUAUUGUCAUUUUUGGAUGCAUCCCGGUCCUGUUUCUGCCAGAGACCCUGCCAGAAGCCAAAGCAAACAAGGCAAGAUGGCUCGAUCAAGCAAAUUCGACUGGCAGGGAGCCCUCGGACGUUGUGGACGCGAAUGCCGCCGACAAUAAUGUCCGAAUCAUCACCAAACGCUCAAUGUGGCAAGAGGUCGCGGAUCAAGUUCGGGAAUUCACAGAUUCAACGCAGGUCAUCUGGCGAAACGUUGGGGUUUGCCUAUUAAUCCUGAGUCUUUUGGUCGCCAUACUCAGUCGAUCGUCCUCCUUCGUCCUCCUUCAAUAUGUCUCGAAGAAAUAUCAUUGGAGUCUUGCUCGGGCGAGUCUUUUGAUCUCCAUCCGCGGCAUUUUCACGCUCCUCAAUUUUCUCGUCAUCAUGCCCGGGAUAACCUUUGCCGCAACCAACUAUCUCAACAUGCACGGCCCGCAUCGCGAUCACUAUAUCACGUUGGGUAGUGGAUUACUCAUGACCGUCGGCUUCCUGGCGGUAGGGCUGGCUCCAUUCCCGCCACUACUGGUCAUUGGGGUGGUGGCCCUGUCUUUGAGCUCGGCUUUUCCCAUCACAGCACGCAGUCUGGCAACCAGUCUCGUCCCCCCAGAUCAUGUGGGCACUCUUUAUUCGGCCAUCACAAUUUCCCAAUCUAUUGGAAUCCUCGUGGCCGGUCCGCUCUUUGCUUACCUGUUCCGAAUCGGUUUGCAUCUCGGCGGUGCAUGGAUGGGGAUGCCCUUCCUACAGGCCGGUCUGCUCGCAAUCAUCGCGACCGUGGCUGUGGCAUGUGUGCAUGUUCCUGCAGCAACUUGCGCCGCGAUUGAAGAAGAGGAACAAUUGUUAUCCUGA
Molecule: messenger RNA, 1578 nt
Organism: Penicillium oxalicum
Lineage: Eukaryota; Fungi; Ascomycota; Eurotiomycetes; Eurotiales; Aspergillaceae
Exons: 4
Coding region: 1-1578 (525 amino acids)
Biological process (GO): transmembrane transport
Cellular component (GO): membrane
Molecular function (GO): transmembrane transporter activity
Source: RefSeq, a predicted model, not a curated record